UGCUUGCCAUGUUUCAGGCUGGAAUCGUACUCUUGCAAAAUGGUGCAAAGUGAUAAGAAACAGUGGAAAACAUUUGGAGGGCCAAGCGAGAAUGAUAAUGCUCAUGAAAGACAGCCUCUUUCUCCACCUGACGAUUUCCUAUGCAUAUCUGCCUCGCCUAUUGGUCAUUCCGGUAGGAUGCGCCACCUUUCCGAAGCAGGACAAUCUGGCUCGGAGACCGACUUCGUUCUUCUGGAUUCGAUAUCAAAGCGGACACUGUUCGACUUGAUAGGCGUUUUGAAUAUAGCGUAUCCAGACUACGAUUUCAGUAAUGUCAAGAGUAGCAGUUUCUCUCUCAUCCCAAGUGUCGAUCAGAUUUCUGAUUUGCAUUUUCGCGAAGAAGGUUUUGACUUAAUGACCCAGGUUUUCUUUCUGUUUAGCUUCAAGUCGAACUAUUCGGAUGAUCCGUUUUCGGAAGACGGUUGUCUGUGGUGGUUGAAUUUCUUCUUCCACAACAAAACUUUGAAGCGCGUGUUGUUGUUAUCCUGUCGCGCGAUGUCUCAGAGUGCUGCUGUUAGUGACCCAUUAUGGGAUCUGGAUGAAGAGUGAUUAUGAUUUACUUGAAAUCGCUGAUGAUGUUUUUACCAGUCAUGUUUAA
Molecule: messenger RNA, 637 nt
Organism: Angiostrongylus costaricensis
Lineage: Eukaryota; Metazoa; Nematoda; Chromadorea; Rhabditida; Metastrongylidae
Source: the annotation of a GenBank genome assembly